Molecule: messenger RNA, 1280 nt
Organism: Ipomoea nil (Japanese morning glory)
Lineage: Eukaryota; Viridiplantae; Streptophyta; Magnoliopsida; Solanales; Convolvulaceae
Product: ethylene-responsive transcription factor CRF2-like
Exons: 1
Coding region: 19-1053 (344 amino acids)
Biological process (GO): regulation of DNA-templated transcription
Molecular function (GO): DNA binding; DNA-binding transcription factor activity
Source: RefSeq, a predicted model, not a curated record
CUGAGGAGAAAACAAGCCAUGUUGUCGAGUACUGUCAAGUACAGUGAGCACAGGCACCAAGUUUCCAUGGUGAGAUCAUUGCCGUCCGGCAGGAGAAAUUUGCCGGAGAUUGGUGGUGGUGGGUGGCCCAGAGUUGUACGGAUAUCGGUUACUGAUGGGGAUGCCACGGAUUCCUCCGAUGAAGAUGAAGAGAAGGGGAGGCGGAGAGUGAAGAGGUAUGUGACGGAGCUGAGGAUUCUGCCGUGUGGGAGAGGUGACGGCAACGGGGAUAGUGAUGGGGUUUUGAAGACGGAGGGAACGGCGGCGGCGGCGGCGGCGAAGAGGCGGAAGAAGAGUGCCGAGUCACGGUUGAAGGCGGCGGGUAACAAUGCGAGGAAAUAUCGGGGCGUGAGGCAACGGCCGUGGGGCAAAUGGGCGGCGGAGAUAAGAGAUCCUCUGCGACGUGUAAGGCUAUGGUUAGGCACCUACGAUACUGCCGAAGAAGCCGCUAUGGUUUACGACCACGCGGCCAUUCGGUUGCGUGGGCCUGACGCUCUCACCAACUUCUCCGUACCCACCACGGCGCCGCCUGAUGUCAAGCCGGAGCCUGCUGACUCCGGCAACAACUCCGGCGACGAUUCUCACCACCAACUCUCUCCCAAAUCCGUUUUGCGAUUCGCCUCAGCCUCCAAUGGGGACUCUCCGCACCAAGACCAAGCCGUCAAAAUGUACCACACCCCUUCCUCACCGGAAAACCUCUCCACCUUCUCCUCGCCGGAAAACCACUCCACCUUCUCCUCACCGGAAAACCUCUCCACAUUCUCCUCGCAGUUCGACACCCUAUUUCCAAACGACUUCUUCCAAUUCGAAGACCCGUUAUCCGUACCCGUACCCGUACCCGGCUUAUUUGACGAAAUGGGUCUUAGCAACUACAUUUUCGAAGAAGCCUGCAGUGAUAAUACCUUCAUCGGGUCAAGUCAUGAGUUCGGGUCAGAGCAACCCGCCUGGCCGGCGGACAAUUACUUCCAAGAAUUUGGAGACAUAUUCGGGUCGGAUCCUCUCGUCGCUCUGUGAAAGCCCAAAAUCAAAUGGUUUUAUUUUUUGGAGGUUUCAGUUUUGUUUGUGUUUAAGAUUUUGUUAAUUUUGUGUUUAAAUUAGAAGCGAGUAGUUAAGUACUAUGUAGCAAAGAUAGGAACAGCUCCGUUACGUUAACGGUGACGGACGAGGAAGAGAGUUUUGGUUCUUAUUGUGGUUGGUACUUAUCGUUUCCGUGGUGUAAUUAAAUCUAUGGUUUAACUGUC